Arctia plantaginis is the source of this 2049-nucleotide messenger RNA. NCBI's taxonomy places the organism in Eukaryota, Metazoa, Arthropoda, Insecta, Lepidoptera, Erebidae. The record is from the annotation of a GenBank genome assembly.
AUGGCGUGUAUCCGUAAAGAUGUGUUUUGGAUUGGAUUAAUAUGUAUAAUAAGUUUCUGCUAUGGACAACAUAUAAAGUCCUCUUCUUCGUCUAACGAAAUAAGCUCUACUCAAUCAACUUCUAGCAAGCAGACUAACACUUUGCCAACAAAAGGAUCUGCUAAUCAUCUCCACAACAAUGAACUGGUUAGGUCCAAACGAGCCGAUAUACAGAAUCUGUCUAGUACUAGUGAAUCAACAAUAAACAGUCAGCUUAAUUCUUCUCAACCGUCUUCAACAGAAUCUUCAAAUACGACUAGUGAGAAAAAUGAAUCGCUAUUAUCUUCAGUUCUAGUAAAUAUUUCGUCUUCGGUCUCUCCUAAUGCAUCUGUUGUAAGUCCUUCAGAUGCAGCUCCUUUACCAGAAAAAAGUUCAGCUGAAGAUGAACAUAACAGUUCAAUGGCUAUAUUUUUUGUACUGUGUGUGCUGGCUCUUGGCAUUCUUCUCAUUCACCUUAUGUUACAAACUGGAUUUUCAUAUCUACCUGAGAGUGUAGUAAUAGUGUUCCUUGGGGCCUUAAUUGGUAUGUUGAUUAAUUUAAUGUCUAUUAGAAACAUAGCCAACUGGAGAAAAGAAGAAGCCUUUUCACCAACUGCUUUCUUCUUAGUGCUAUUACCCCCUAUCAUAUUUGAAUCUGGUUACAAUCUUCAUAAAGGUAAUUUUUUUCAAAAUAUUGGAUCUAUUUUAUUGUUUGCAAUAGUAGGCACUGCUAUAUCAGCAUUUGUUAUCGGUGCUGGUAUAUAUUUGUUAGGUUUGGCGCAAGUGGUGUAUAAAUUGAGUUUUGUGGAAUCAUUUGCGUUUGGUUCUCUGAUCUCUGCAGUGGACCCUGUUGCCACAGUGGCAAUUUUUCAUGCUUUGGAUGUAGACCCUGUACUUAACAUGUUGGUGUUUGGAGAGAGUAUAUUAAAUGAUGCAGUUGCUAUUGUUCUAACUACUGCUGUUUUAGAUUCAAAUGAUCCUCUAAUGUCAACUGGUGAGGCAAUUCUUUCAGCAAUCAAUCGCUUUUGGUUAAUGUUUUUUGCAUCAGCCGGUAUAGGUGUAUUAUUCGCACUUGUUAGUGCUCUUCUACUCAAACAUGUUGAUCUUCGAAAAAAUCCCUCUCUAGAGUUUGGUAUGAUGUUAGUAUUCACUUAUGCUCCAUAUGUGUUGGCUGAAGGAAUUCAUUUAUCAGGUAUAAUGGCAAUAUUAUUCUGUGGUAUUGUGAUGUCUCACUACACUCACUUCAACCUUUCAACGGUGACUCAGGUCACUAUGCAGCAGACUAUGAGAACACUUGCAUUUAUUGCAGAGACAUGUGUUUUUGCUUACUUGGGACUAGCUAUAUUCAGCUUCAGACAUCGAGUAGAACCAGCACUUGUAGUUUGGAGUAUAGUCAUGUGUCUGCUAGGCAGAGCUGCUAACAUAUUUCCACUCGCUUUACUCUGCAACAAAUUCCGCGAACACAAAAUAACUAAGAAAAUGAUGUUUAUCAUGUGGUUUAGUGGACUUAGAGGCGCUAUAUCGUACGCCUUAUCACUUCAUCUCGGGUUUUCAGAUGAGACUCGCCAUGUUAUUAUCACUACUACUCUUAUUAUCGUGUUAUUCACGACACUAUUCUUUGGAGGAUCUACGAUGCCAUUGCUGAAAUUUUUAAGGGCUAACAAGAAAGUGAAACGUUCGAGAUCAUUGCGCAAACAAAAAGAAGUCAGUUUAUCUAAAACGAAGGAAUGGGGUCAAGCUAUAGAUUCUGAGCAUUUGUCAGAAAUAACAGAAGAGGAAUUAGAAGUGAAUUAUUCCCAUGCAACGAGAUUAAAGGGUUUUGUGCGGUUGGAUAUGAAGUAUUUGAUACCAUUCUUUACAAGGAGAUUCACGCAUCAGGAAUUAAAAGAUUGUAAGAGUCAAAUGACAGAUCUUACGAACCAGUGGUACCAGGCCAUCAGGAUAUCUAACGACCGCGAAACAGACGAGGAAGAGAGUUUACAACAAAGUUCUCUGUCGAACUCUCACGCUAGUAUUCAGAGAGGCGUAUAA